AUGAACUCUGCCGUUCGGUCGUUACCUGCCCUGCGACUCGUUGCGCCAACCUCGAGACCUACCGUUUGCGCAACGUGUUUGAAUAGAGCUGUUCGAAGCUAUGGGAGCCCUUCUGCCUCUCCCGCAAGGUUCAGUGGGAAUGGCAACGCGAGGUCUCUUCAGCAUGUAGCUCGGUUGAGAAGGGCGGAUGUUGAAGGGCAGUGGGGUACGGGACGGAGCAUGAGGAUGGGCAUGGCGACGGCGGCCGCGGUGGGUGAGGAAGAGAAUAAGGUCGAUGCUACUUAUGGGCCAUUGCAGGAAUAUGAAAGUCGAGUUGAGGCAGGCCUCUUGAGAGACGACGACCACCAGAGAGCCAGCCGAGACUACUCAGAUACCCGCAAACCUGCCAAGGGCCUAUACAUGCACGGAGACGUAGGAUGCGGCAAGACAAUGCUCAUGGAUCUAUUUUACGACACGCUUCCUCCCUCCAUCACCUCGAAGACAAGAAUACAUUUCCAUAACUUCAUGCAAGAUGUUCAUAAGCGGUUGUUCGCUGUGAAAUCGCAGCAGGGCGCAGACGUAGACGGUGUACCGUUCGUGGCAGCUGAUAUAGCCGAGAAGUCAAGCGUGCUUUGCUUCGACGAGUUCCAGUGCACAGAUGUAGCUGAUGCGAUGAUACUGCGGCGUCUACUUGAAUGUCUCAUGUCUCAUGGUGUGGUGCUAGUGACCACCUCCAACAGACACCCUGAUGACCUAUACAAGAACGGAAUCCAGCGCGAAUCAUUCAUACCGUGCAUCCACCUGCUUAAGACAGCGUUGACGGUAAUUAACCUAAACUCGUCCACGGAUUACCGCAAGAUCCCUCGUCCGCCGUCAGGCGUAUACCACCACCCAAUGGAUAUAGCCGCAGACAACCACGCGGAUAAAUGGUUCAGGUACCUAGGCGACUUUGAGAACGAUCCACCUCAUCCCGCCGUACAUGAAGUUUGGGGAAGGGAUGUAUACGUUCCUCAAGCGUCUGGGAAAGCAGCCCGAUUCGCAUUUAACGAGAUCAUUGGCCGUGCUACAAGUGCCGCAGAUUACAUCGAGCUGAUGAACCAUUACAACUCGUUCAUCAUCACAGAUGUUCCUGCCAUGGGCCUGCAUCAGCGAGAUCUAGCCAGACGGUUCAUCACUUUCAUUGACGCAGUGUAUGAGAGCAGGGCGAAACUGGUUCUCACCUCUGCGGUCCCUCUACGAAACCUCUUCCUAUCAGAAGACGAUAUCAAAGAAGCAUCUUCCCAAGACGGUGAUGCUGCGUCUAAUAACGAACUACAGGCCGACAUGCGUAAUCUCAUGGACGAUCUAGGCCUGAGCAUGGACCAGCUUAAAUCAAGCUCGAUAUUCAGCGGUGACGAGGAACGCUUUGCCUUCGCUAGAGCUUUGUCUCGUUUGGCUGAGAUGGAAAGCAAGCAGUGGGUUGAGCGUGGUCUGGGAGUUGGUAUGGAUGAGUUGCAUGGUCAGGAGGAGAAGGCCGCUUGGGAUAAGACGAGAAGUAAGUGGAGAGAGGAUAGCAUGUAA
Nannizzia gypsea CBS 118893 is the source of this 1539-nucleotide messenger RNA. RefSeq names its product AFG1. The transcript has 3 exons. Gene Ontology annotation, cellular component: mitochondrion; cytoplasm. Gene Ontology annotation, biological process: protein quality control for misfolded or incompletely synthesized proteins. The record is from RefSeq and is a predicted model, not a curated record. Bases 1 to 1539 code for a protein of 512 amino acids. NCBI's taxonomy places the organism in Eukaryota, Fungi, Ascomycota, Eurotiomycetes, Onygenales, Arthrodermataceae. Gene Ontology annotation, molecular function: ATP binding; ATP hydrolysis activity.